AUCGCUUAAAUAAUUUUUUUGCUUCAUUUAAUUCUUGCUCGUGAAACAACACGCUCAUGUAAAAAAAAAAGAAAAAAAAGCAAUAAGUUUAAGAGCUCUAAUUUAAAUCAAUGGUCUAGUCCUGGUAUCCUGAUAAAAACAUCAUCAUUAUUACCAUUAUUAUUAUCAGCAUUGAGAAUUUAUAGAGUCAGGAUUAUCAGUUUACAAUGUCGAUCCUCGGGUUCAUCUUCUUGUGUGGCCUGACUUCAGCCUUGGCAAAAUCACCUCACAUUGUUUUCAUCAUUGCAGAUGACUUGGGAUGGUAUGAUGUAGGAUUUCACGGUUCUGGAGAUAUAAAAACUCCCAACAUCGACGCUUUAGCUUAUACAGGAGUAAUACUUGACAGAUAUUACGUAGCUCCAAUAUGUACGCCUUCUAGAAGUGCACUGAUGACGGGCAAGUAUCCAAUUCAUACUGGAAUGCAACAUGGAGUAAUAAUGGCCGCAGAGCCGUGGGGAUUACCGUUGACGGAGAAAAUUUUGCCUGAAUACCUCAAAGACCUUGGGUAUAAAAAUCAUAUUGUCGGUAAAUGGCACUUGGGUCAUUAUAUGAGAAAUUAUACACCGACAUAUCGCGGCUUUGAGAGCCACGUCGGCUAUUGGACUGGUCAUCAAGAUUACUUUGAUCACACAGCAGUUGAAUUUCCUGACUGGGGGUUUGAUAUGAGAAGAAACUUGGACCCAGCCUGGGAUCUGCAUGGCCAGUAUUCAACUGACAUUUUUACUCAUCAAGCCGUCAAGGUAAUUAGCAAUCACAACUCAAGCGACCCGCUAUUUUUGUACCUCGCACAUGUUGCCGUCCAUUCAGCGAACCCGUACAAUCCUCUUCCAGCGCCUGAUGAAAUCGUCGCUAAAUUUGAUCACAUAAAAGAUUACAAGCGAAGACGUUUCGCGGCGAUAUUGAGCAAAUUAGAUGACUCUGUUGGUGCAGUCGUUGAUGCUCUCAAGAAACAAUCGAUGCUCGCUGAUACAGUCAUUGUAUUUACGACCGACAAUGGCGGUCCUGCUGCAGGAUUCAAUGAUAACUCAGCAUCUAAUUUUCCUCUUCGUGGUGUUAAAAAUACUUAUUGGGAAGGUGGAGUCAGAGGUAGCGGAUUUAUUUGGUCAAAAAAAUUAUCAAAACCCGGAAGAGUUUAUCGAGGACUAAUGGAUAUUACUGACUGGCUACCAACUUUAUUAACAGUAGCAGGUGGUAAUAAUUCAAUUCUACCUAGAGCUAUUGAUGGCAUCGACAUGUGGGAGUCAUUGAAUAAUAAAGACCCGUCGCCGCGGCGUGCUGUUGUUCACAAUAUCGACGACAUAUACGGCGCUGCCGCGAUAACUGUUGACGACUGGAAGCUAGUGAAAGGUACAACUUACCGCGGCGCCUGGGACGAUUGGUAUGGGUCAUCCAGCUGGGAACUACCUUACGAUACCAACCAGAUAAUCGAAAGUUCUGCAGGCAGAGCCAUGUCCGAUUUAGGAUUUUCGCUUACUGAUAAGUUGAUUCUCAAUUUGAGGGAAGAGUCGCGGGUUCAAUGCGGGAAGAGGAAUAAAACUUUAGCUAAAUGUUGCGCUCUCGUCUCGCCUUGUCUCUUUAACAUCCGUACCGAUCCCUGCGAGCUCAAUAAUCUCGCCGAAGAAAAUAAUGAAAUGCUAGUAAUUUUAAUUGAUGCAUUAAAUAAAUUCAAUGAAACAGCAGUACCGCCGCGAAAAGUCAAACCAGACCCACGAUCAAAGCCAAGUCUCUGGGAUCAUACUUGGAGUAAUUUUGGUGAUUAUUCAUUAGCAAUAAAUUAAAGCGAAAUGUCUUGGGUAUUAAUUAGACUAUUGUUGUUAGCAUGUAUAGUAAAUUUAAUAAAAGCUUCAUGCAUUUUGCAACCGGCACCAUUUAUAACGACAUCAGCACGUACACCAGGAGAUGGAGGGUUCAAAAUAUCAAUAAGUGGAAAUAAUUCCAAGUAUAUUCCUAAUACAAUUUAUUCAGUCAGCAUACGAAGUGAUCCAGCUUUACUUCUGACAGAUCCGACAGCAAACUUGCCGUCUUUUUCUCGGUUCCGACUAAUAGUUGACUCGCAGCAUUCUCCAAACAGUCCGGUGUCAAAAGUCGGGUCAUUCCAACUCUAUCCAGACGCUCUGACCUCAUUCGACGAAGACUGCAUCAACACAGUAAUCGAGACAGUCGACUACCCAAAGUCAGAAGUCCAGGUCAUGUGGAGAUCGCCUCCAGUAGGAUCAGGCUGCGUUAUUUUCACCGCGAUGGUCAUGACAAGUCCAUCAAUGUGGUACGCAGCGGAUGGGAAACUUGUAAAACAUUUUUGCGAGGCGUCUAGUGAUGACAUAGUCAGUCCAGAUGAUGAGCUGGGCUGCUGUGCUUGUGAUGAAGCCAAGUAUUCUCUUAUUAUGGAGGGUAUUUGGUCUAAAACAACGCAUCCCAAGGACUUCCCCUUCUCGGCAUGGCUGACGCACUUCAGUGACCUAAUUGGCGCCUCUCAUGAAAGUUCAUUUUCAUUCUGGGGAGCUGAUCAUAUUGCUACUGAUGGAUUUCGUCAAUUAGCCGAGUGGGGCUCAGCAUCGGGAUUGGAAUCUGAGUUACGAGCCAAGUCACAGUACUUGAGAACGCUUGUUAAAGCUGCUGGGCUGUGGUAUCCUAAUGUCAAUACAAACACUAGUACAAGUUUUCGAGUUGAUAAAAAACAUCCGUUGUUAUCAGUCGCCUCGAUGCUUGGACCCAGUCCUGACUGGGUAGUUGGUGUGAGUAAAUUAAAUCUUUGCGAAAAAGACUGCAGCUGGAAGGAGAACUUGAUAAUUGAUUUGUACCCGUGGGAUGCGGGGACCGACAAUGGCAUCAGUUAUAUGUCGCCUAAUUCAGAGACCAAACCGCGGGAAAAAAUGAAGCCUAUUACGACGAUGUAUCCAGAGGAUCCGAGGUCGCCGUUCUAUGACGCGAGUGGUAAGCAAAUGCUGCCACUCGCUAAGUUGUACAUCAAGAGGGAAAAAGUUAUUGAGCGCGGGUGCGAUGAAAAGUUGAAGGAACAAAUCGCCGAACUCGAAGUUGCUGAAAAUACUGAAGAUACUUCGCGACCUGAAUGUGCGACAACAGAAUAUACUGCAUGGUCUUCUUGUUCAGUCACCUGUGGCAAAGGUCUUCGCAUGCGUACGCGUUCGUACUUAAUGCCAGAGAAGGCGCAGAUGUUUAAAUGUAAUAGACAAUUAGUUUCUAAGGAAAUGUGCGUUGCAAGUGUUGCCGAGUGUCCAGGCGAAGAAGAGGAUGAGAAUGACAAUUUAACAGGCAGUCUCGAUGUAGAUCCAGUGAUCUGCGAGACAACAGACUGGUCUGAGUGGUCCGAGUGCUCGUCAACUUGUGGCAUAGGUUUCAGAAUGAAAACUCGAAGAUUCGUCAAUAAAAUGGGCCGCAAAAAAUGCCCGCACGUUACUCUAGUAGAGAAAGACAAGUGCAUGGGACCAGCGUGUCCUUCAGGAGCUGAGGAAAUUCUCGAUCCCACUUGUCCCGUAACCGAAUGGUCAGACUGGUCUCCCUGCAGCGCGAGUUGUGGCAAAGGCGUUAAGAUACGAACGAGAUUACUGAUGGUCGACCCAUCGCGUCAAGAAGAAUGUUCUGCUAAAGUCGAACACAUCCAGCAGCGGUCUUGUCUAGUCCAAGCUGACUGCACCUUCGACAUGGCCACCGCUAAAGUAGUUUGCAUGGAAGAAGCCGACGUGGGACCUUGUCGCGGAUAUUUUCAGCGCUGGGCUUUUGAUUCAAAGAAACUCACCUGCAUUUCCUUCGGCUACGGCGGCUGUCGUGGGAAUCGUAACAAUUUCUUGACCUUCGAAGAGUGUUCAAGCACGUGUGGAAUUGUCAAGGCUGCAUUGACUGGUCAGCAACCUACCGGACAGUCUAAUCUAGAACAGAGUUUCAGUCCACCUCCAGUCGAUUGCAUGGUAUCCGAAUGGUCGCCUUGGUCUCCUUGCACUGUUACUUGUGGUGCUGGGAAAUUAACCAGCUUCAGAAUGAUCAAGAGACAGCCAGAGAAUGGAGGACGUCCCUGUCCAAGAAAAUUACAUCGACGUGCCAAAUGUCAACUUGCUCCUUGUGAAUAAUUAUUAGUAAUGAUAAUAAAUUUGCUCACACAAUACUUAAGUAAUCCAUGACUUAAAAGUAAAAA
Messenger RNA from Microplitis mediator, 4186 nucleotides. It is a transcript of the gene fat-spondin, whose product is annotated as spondin-1. Gene Ontology annotation, molecular function: serine-type endopeptidase inhibitor activity. The transcript has 15 exons. The record is from RefSeq and is a predicted model, not a curated record. NCBI's taxonomy places the organism in Eukaryota, Metazoa, Arthropoda, Insecta, Hymenoptera, Braconidae.